UCGAGUUUUAUCCUCAUUACGUGUCCACGGCCAUUGUCAGCGGAUUUAAUUUACCCGAAGAACAUAGCCCAUUCAUUGUCUACAAUAUGCACCUUAUUCUUACUGGUGCAACGGGCUUGGUGGGCUCAUCAGUUCUCGAUGCCAUGCUAAGAAGUGCGGAGGUUGCCAAAAUCACUAUCCUUAGUCGCAGGCCUGUGCCAAUGGCGGAGGAUGUAAAAGAUCCGCGAAUCCAAGUCUUAAUUCAUGAAAAUUUCCAACAUUAUGAGCCAGAGUUACUCCAGAAGUUGAAAGACGCAGAUGGAUGCGUCUGGGCUUUAGGAACGAGCACAACAACUGUCACAGAGAGUCAGUAUGUCAAGAUUACCAAGGACUAUGCCCUCUCUGCGGCGAAAGCCUUUUCCACCCUCAAGUCCUCGAAGCCACCAUUUCGAGUAAAGGGCGAGACUGAGAAACUGCUCAGUGACCUGUCCACCACGAACCCACUACUUCGUGUCGAUAGCGUGAGACCAGGCUUUGUUGACGCGGCAGCGCAUGGUACCAUUCAAUCGUAUGUUCCUAACCAUGCAGUCAGUGGACUUGGUGCAAGGAUUGGAAUCGCUUUGGCAGGGCCUCCGAUACGGCAUAUUUUUACCGGGAUGCACUGUCCAACCGAGCAUCUAGGCAAAUUCCUAACGGAUAUGGCUAUGGGCAAGGUAGACGGGAAACUCGAGGGCACGGGAGUAUCCAAACGGGGCAGUGGCUGGGUAGUACAGAAUAUUGGUUUACGACGGUUAUCAGGACUAUGA
Aspergillus costaricaensis CBS 115574 is the source of this 785-nucleotide messenger RNA. Its product is annotated as putative nucleoside-diphosphate-sugar epimerases. The record is from RefSeq and is a predicted model, not a curated record. The transcript is spliced from 3 exons. Lineage: Eukaryota; Fungi; Ascomycota; Eurotiomycetes; Eurotiales; Aspergillaceae. Bases 87 to 785 code for a protein of 232 amino acids.